This is a messenger RNA of Perca fluviatilis (European perch), 2413 nucleotides long. RefSeq lists its product as uncharacterized. The record is from RefSeq and is a predicted model, not a curated record. Bases 419 to 2413 code for a protein of 664 amino acids. Gene Ontology annotation, molecular function: ubiquitin-protein transferase activity. The transcript has 20 exons. Lineage: Eukaryota; Metazoa; Chordata; Actinopteri; Perciformes; Percidae.
CUAUGGCGUUAUAUUAGUGCCAAAUGUCGAGAGCUCAGUGAAACAUCUUCACGAGCAAAUAAUAUUAAUUCACACGCGCAGACACAGCAGCGAGCGAGGAAAAAACAGCAGCGAGAGAGGAACAAACAGCCGCGAGUGAGGAAAAAACAGCUGCGAGUGCACAUAACAACCACUGGGGGGAAUUACGCGCUCUCGAAAGUGAGCUCUGCUCCUGUGCUUUUAUUCUGCUCGCUCGGAAUGGUGUUUUGCUCGCUCGCGUUAGUCGACCUCCAAUUUUGACAGGUUGUGGGAGGGAACAAACGCUGGCCCUCUUGUGAUUGGUCAUUUCCCACACGGAAGCCCAGGAAGGGAUGGACCAUGGUCUUGACCAUAGAAAGCCAGCGAAGAAGAGACCUUGAAGACAAGAGGAGGACGGUUUAUGAGCCACAAGUUGAAGGUAAUGGCAGACCAAAAUGAGGACAAUUUACACAAGAUGGCCAACAAUAUAGUGGCUAUGUUGAGGACCACCUUGGGCAUUCAGGGACAGCCAAGGUCAGGUAGUGAGGAGCAGAGACCACAGGGACCACCAGGGACAGCCAGUGUACAUGCAGGUUCCGGUUCUUCUGUGCAGCAGAACAUGUCCAGGUCUUUCCCAGGACUUUUUAGAGAAAGGCAGAAUUCCCGUGCCGUACGGACAACAAAAAAAAGACCUGCCAGCAAAAUAAACCAUGUGCAUUUUUUCUUGUUGGACCGUCCACGUGAUAAAACCCCCAAACAGUCCGAAGAGCUCGCCCUCUUACAGGCCGGGAUGGGGAGAAGGACCAUUCAGGUCCCUGAGGGUGCUUGCCACAAGGAGAUAACUUAUCUUCUUUGUGAAGUCUACUUCAAAAUGAAUGAGCUGGAGGGGGCAUGGAUGCUCCAUAAAGCCAUGGGAGGGUCUGGUCAGAGGCGGUUGACCUUAGUCUCCCCAGAUGAGAUGGGUUACACGGGGGCUGGGCUGUUCAAGUCCUGGGGAGGCAAGGGCUGUCUAUAUGUGAUGCCUAUACAACACCGACUGGACAUGUCUCCCCUGCCUUACACGGCACGGGAGUUUGAGGCAAUGCCAAAAGCCAGGUGUGUGUCAUGCAGUAAACAUGUGCCGUUGCAGCUAUUAAGUCUGCAUGUGGAGACCUGUACAAAGCCGGAACUUGAUGAGAUCCACUCUGACUACAAUGAUGAUGUUGAUGAAGGGGCUAUACUGCAGCAAUCUAAUUUGGGGAGUACGGAUUCCAUGGAGCGUCCAUCCUGCUCCCAAGUUCCUGAUGUUAAAACAACAUGUCCAAUAUGUCAGGAGUGGAUUUCCUCUGACAUUGUGGAAAUCCACGCAAGCAUAUGUGGUGAAAGAGUUUGUAAUGAAACUGAGGAGAGCCAGGCACAUCCGACUGAAAGCAUUUCUGAUGUCAUCAGAGUACUCCAUGAAAGGGUGGACAACACAGCUAUAUUCAGCAUCUGUGUGACGAGGGAGGACAUGCUUGAAAGGGGGAUGAAGCAGUGGCAGCGCCAGAAAAAAGCAUCCCCCAAAAACCCUCUUAGGGUAACAUUCCUCGGAGAGACCGGGAUUGACAACGGGGCUCUGAGGAAGGAGUUUUUAACUGAAAUGGUGACAGGUAUACAGAGCAGAUUCUUCGUGGGAGGGGACAAUGGCAAAACCCCCAAGUAUUCAAUGACCGACAUGGACAAACACCACUUCAAGACUGUCGGAGAGAUAUUGGCAGUGAGCAUUGCUCAAGGUGGACCACCCCCAAAUUUCUUCAUGGACUGGUGUUACAACUACAUGUCCACUGGAGAACUGGACCAGGAAGCGAUCACUGAGAUGGCUGUUACAGACCCAGAACUCAUUGAUUUAAUACAAGAGAUUCGGGCAGCUGACAACACAUCCCUGAUGGAGUGCACAGACAGGAUUUUGUCAUGUGGAUAUACAGGGCCAGUAUCCAUUGAAAAAAGGGAAGAUAUUUUGCGAUCUAUUGUCCUAUACUCAACAGUGAGGUUACUUCCUAUGCUCCAGCAAAUCUGCUCAGGUAUGAAGCUGUAUGGCCUCCUCAGCUUGGUCCAGAAAGAAAAGGACAUCUGCAGACAGCUCUUUGUACUUGGAUCGUUUAGCAAGGUGGAUGCUGAUUUCUUGGUGAAGUCACUAUCACCUGUCUUCAGUGAGAAGGGUACAAUGAGGCGUCAGAGAGAGUGCAGAGUAGUCAAUUUUCUGCAGGACUUCAUACAGGACAUGGAGGACGAAGAAGACGGAAUCAACACGGUCUUACCUGAAAGCGCGUCGGAGGAUGAAGGUGACAAGGAAGUGCUAAUUAAUGUGGGCAAGUUCUCCCAUCUCACCACACAGGAGGAGUUCAGAAGGGUUAUUGCUCAAGCUAUAACAUAUGGCUAUGACUUUGGCCGCAGCUGA